UUAUCUUCAAACUGCUGAUCAAGCCUGGUGAUUUCACUGUAUAUCAAGACUGAAACACUAUUUUUGGAUGUCAUGACAAGAGUUGAGUGAUACGAUAUUUUAGCGGUCUGAAACUUCAAGCUGAAGGACCAAUAUUUGCUGGACUUACAAAAAGCUGCGAACCAAAGCCAGUAGAGAAAGGAAAGACAGUUCGUGAUUUAAACAGGGAUAGCUUGCCAAUUAUAAUUGAAACAUACCCCUUUUCACUUUAGUGAAUCUGAGACAAACAUGGCGGACAACAUUAGACGAGUCCUCACUGGAGAUGUGACGAAUUUACCACGAAAGGAAUCCAACAUAGUACGAAUAUUUACAAGCUCGACUUUCACAGAUACCACGGAGGAAAGAAAUCGCCUCAUAAGGGAUGUGUAUCCAAGCCUACGGAAUUUCUGUCAGCAGCGAGGAUUAGAAUUCCAAGUUGUGGAUAUGAGGUGGGGCGUGCGAGAUGAAGCGACUGCUGACCACAAAACCAACGAGCUGUGCAUGCAGGAGAUCAAGAACUGUCAAAGACUUACGCCCGGACCAAAUUUUGUGUGUCUUCUAGGCGACAAAUAUGGCUAUCGACCAUUUCCUCACAAAAUCCUAGCAACUGAGUUUGAGAUCCUGCUAGAAGUGGCUCGAGAAACUUAUGACCAACCUGAUCAUAUCGAUUUACUUCUGGAAUGGUUCUGGAAGGACACAAACGCAAUCCCGGCUGAAUACGUUCUUCAGCCGAUCACGUAUCACUUUCCUCACUACACUGACUUGAGCGAGGCCAAUGAGGAGCUACACAGGCAGGAGAGGGAACAAUGGUGGAAGAUUUUUCAGUCGUUUCAAAGACUUUUUAAAAGGACCGCAAGGACCGCCACAGAAAGGAGGAAGAUUACAUUACAGCAAGCUCACAAGUAUUUCAGCUCAGUGACCGAGAAAGAAAUUGAACAUGGUAUUCUUAGUUCUUCAAGCCCUGACGACCAAACUCUUUGCUAUAUACGCCACAUCUCUGAUAUCGAAGUAAAUCUCACUGAUCAGAAUUCUCGAAAGUAUACCGACGUUUCCGAAGGGAAACACGACCACGAAGCACAAGACUUCUUGAACAAAUUGAAACGUGACCGUUUACUUCAGAGGCUUGGGGAUAACAACAUCACCCGCUUUGAAAUCCCAUGGAGCAAUGGGGGAAUAAACGUGUCUGACAGAAUGCACGAACAAUACUUAAACAAUUUCUGUGACAAGGUUGAAUCAGAUGUUCAGAGACUGAUCAAUAAGAGCUUACAAAAUGCUGUAAGAGAAAAAGCGAUGGAGUCCGGCUUGUACAAAGAGGUUCUGCACCAUGCCUGGUUUUGCCAAGACAAGUGCGAAGCAUUUAGAGGGCGGGAGGAUGUUCUUCAGAAGAUACGAACGUCAUUGAAAGACUUUGAAAAGAUUGAGCCUUUGGUCAUUUAUGGAUCGUCAGGCUCUGGUAAGACGUCUAUUAUGGCCGUUGUCGCUAGGUCGGCAAGACAAUGGCUGGGGGAUGGCACUGUCUGUGUUUUCCGUUUCCUUGGUACCUCCCCAGACAGUUCAUCGAUUCGAUUUACAAUUACAAGUAUAUGCCUUCAGAUAUGUGAAGUGUACAGUUUAGAAGCCCCAAAAGGUGAUAUUUUAGAGGACUUUUCUCAAUUGGUACGAUUUUUUCACGGUCUUGUCACUCGUUUGCCCGUCAGUGGUGAUAAGCCAUUGGCACUUAUCUUAGAUUCGAUAGACCAGUUGUCUGCGACAAACAAUGCUCAUUUAAUGAACUGGCUCCCCAAAAAGUGCCCCCAGUUUGUCAAGAUUGUUAUUUCGGUACUACCAGAUUAUCACCAAAUUCUCUCAAAUCUGAGCCGGAGUCUUCCCAUAGAAAGAUCUUACAUCGAAGUCCCAUUCCUCACCAUUGAAAUGGGCCAAGAAAUUUUAGAGGCCUGGCUCCAAGGAAUCGGGAGAACCUUGACACACGAACAGUUCCAGUUGGUCUUGUCAAGUUUCACCAAAUGCCCUCAGCCUUUGUUUCUUAAGCUGAUAUUUACUGAAGCAUCAAGAUGGGAUUCUUACACAGAUGUCACUGGGCUGGAUCUUGGAAGUGAUGUUCGCCAAGCCAUUCAACUUCUUUUCCAACGCCUGGAACGCAAACACGGCAAGACUCUCACUUCGCGUGCCCUCAGUUACAUCACAGCUGGUCGAAAUGGUAUCACUGCAAACGAGCUAGAAGACGUAUUGUCACUGGAUGAUGACGUCAUAGAUGACGUUUAUCAGUAUUGGGAUCCUCCUGUUGAGGGUGUCGUUCGCUUGCCAAACCUAUUGUGGGCGCGUAUACGUCAUGACAUCGACGAAUUCCUGACCGAGCGACAGGCAGAUGGAAAAACUGUUAUUGCUUGGUACCAUCGACAGUUCUGGGAGGCUGCGCAGAGCCAGUACCUGUCAAGACCCGAGGAGAAGCAGGCCAGACAUUUUUUACUCGCAGAGUAUUUUGAAGGAAGGUGGGGUGGAGGACGUAAGAAGCACAUCAUUCUGACUCACAGAAAGAAAACACUGCCUGAUGCAGACAGACAAGUCUCCAGUCAGCCUCUUAUGUUUAGUAAAAGUGUUUUUAACUUGAGAAAGCUUAGCGAAAUGCCAUUUCAUCUCAUUUACUCUGGUCUCGGUGACAGAUUGGCUAGUGAAGUGUUAUUCAAUUUUGAGUGGAUCUACGGAAAAGUGCGUGGCCAGUCUUUGAGCGAGGUCUUAGAGGAUUACGUCGUUGCUCUGGAAGUGAGGCCUGAACUGGAUGUAAGAUUUGUUCAUGACACACUCAUCCUGGCAUGGAGCAACAUCAAGCAGGAUGUGGAUUGCCUGGCGACUCAGCUGCUCGGAAGACUCCUCACCUUCAGAGAGCAGUUUCCACGGAUCGCCGAUCUUAUUACGCAAUGUUACCGCUGGUGCGAUGCACAGCAAUCCCCUCUCUUCGUUCCCCAAUGCGCCUGUCUGAUCGCAGCUGGUGGACCGCUGAAAACCAAUUUGCGCGGGCACGAGCAAAGAGUGAACGAGAUCGCCGUUACAAGGGAUGAUAAAUUUAUUGUCACUUCAGGCGAGGAUUCACUCAUCAAUGUGUGGAACAGUAGUAAUCUGGACUGCCUUCACACGCUAAAGAUGGUAGAGAAUGGGCCAAGUUGCCUUGCCUUAUCUCUAGAUGAUAAGUACAUUAUUGGCUCGGCCGCAGCGAGUGUGGGAGUAUGGGACAUCGAUUCGGGGGAAGCUGUACAGCAGUUUCACAAUGAAAGGGUAGUCACAUGCUUAGUUACUGGUCCUGACGGCACUUGUGUUGUUACAGGUGGAGAUGAUGGGAUUGUUCGAGUGUGGCACACAUUCUCUGGAACAAAGGAGAAAACCCUUAGCGGCCAUGAAGGACCAAUCAACGCUAUCGUUAUAUCACCAAACAGUGAAAUAAUCACUGGCUCCAAUGAUAGCACGGUAAGGGUGUGGUCGCUUAGCUCUGGAGAAUGCCAGGCUGUGUUUGACGGUCAUAUGGGCUCUAUUCUCUGCCUGGCGUUAACAUGUGAUGGAGAAAGCGUCAUAUCUGGUUCAGAAGACAAGACCGUCAAAGCCUGGGAUCUAAAGACAAAGAGCUGUGCUACCUUUAAAGGCCACACAGGCUUAGUGAAAUGUCUCACUUCCAUGAAGGAUGGCCGGCGAAUUGUAUCUGGAUCAAAGGAUCAGUCAUUGAAGAUCUGGGACCUCGUCACUUUGCAAUGCUGUGUCACAUUGAAAGGUCACACAAACGUUAUUUGGCGUGUCGCAGUUGCCUCAGAUGACAGUUUUAUUGUAUCUGCUUCUAAGGAUGAUAUGUUAAAGGGUGUAUCAAGAGUAUCUCUGGUUCUAUUGCAUGCAUCUUUACAAUGCACAACUCUACUCGAGUAGUAACUGGCAUGCACAAUGGAGAGAUCACCAUUUGGAAUUGCGACAAUUUGCAGGUCGAGGAAACGUUCAAAGUUCACCAGGGUAGUGUGGUAUCGAUAAAAGUAUCCAAAGAUGACAGUUUUAUUGUGUCAGCAUCGAGUGACAAUACGACGGGUCUCACCCAAAUUUGCGAGGGCCAUGCAAAGCAACUUGCAGGCCAUUCAGACGCUGUGCUAUGUGUAUCUCUUCUGAGUGGAGAAGAUUACGCCAUCUCAGGAUCCAAAGAUAAAACUGUCCGUUUGUGGAACUUGAAAACAAUAAACUGCGAGAGGUCCUUUGAGGGACAUACUGGACCUGUUGGCUGCCUGGCAUCAACGACUGACAAUACGAUCAUUGUAUCAGGUUCUGAGGACUUCAAACUCAAGGUUUGGAGCACUCAAAACGGAGACUGCUUGCAUACUUUAGAUGGUCAUAACGCCUCUAUCAAAUGUAUAGGAAUCACCAAAGACAAUCUAUUUGCUUUUGCUGGCUCCCACGAAGGAAAAGAGCAGCUUUUAUUAUGGAACCUCAAGACUGGGGGCCGCACGAGAAGCUUUAUCGGACAUACCCACGCAGUGAUGCACCUCAAGAUUCUUCCAGAAGACAUGAUGGUGACAAGCUCUCGAGAUGGUACCAUUAAACUUUGGAACAUUGUCAGUGGAGAAAUGAUCAACUCUUUCGAUUUUCAGUCGCAAGUGAAAUACUUUGUCCUCCAUCCAGCUGAUGGUGGUUACUAAGUGAUGCUGGCCACGCAAUCUGGUACGGUCUCCUUUUUAAAGCUCCAGCUCAGUAAAGAGGACACCGAAAAAGGCUCAACAAUGCCGACACAUGCAUAUGCUGUUUUCAAUACAAUCGACGUAGAAAGCUCUCCUUCAAAAGCAACGACUAAUGAGGGAGGUCGUUGUUCCUUUUGUGAAAACACUAAUUGCUGCCGACAUUGCGCUCUAAUGUGAUUUAACAGAACCAGCCAGAAUAUGGCGCUGGAAAACAAAGUUUCUUGGUGACACUGAAAUUCACUAUAGAAUUCCAUAAUUUUAUUUAAGCGUGACCACCCAAAAAGAACUUAUGAGAGUAUAUUUCAACUUCAAGAUACGAUUUCUCUGUUCAUGCUCCAGAUGCGUAAUUUGGUGUGGGCUUAUCGGCAGAAUGAGGCUACUUUAACUAAAUCAGACGUUUUUGAGGGAAAUUUUUAUAGCAAAAACAGUCCUAACAAAAGCCUUACCUCGUGUAAGGACAAUUUGUUUUCAAUUCACAUGCUGAAACAGCAAAAGACAAACAGACAUACAAAUCUUUAAGUAAUAAGAAGCAAACAUUCGAAAUCGCUUACAUAUUGUCUGCGCUUAUGAGUAAGAGUGGAGCUAUGUAUAAUAUGUAUAAUAUAUAAUACAUAUAAUAAACAAUUAUAUAGGAAAAUAAAAAUUAAAACUUCGCACUAAAACCUCGCAUUACAGAUCUGUUUCGAAAGGGUUAAAAGUCCUCUCUUAUCUGGUGCAUAAGAUACUAGUUGACUAACGAUCCUUUUUUAAGUAGGUGGUUUGAGCA
Molecule: messenger RNA, 5484 nt
Organism: Stylophora pistillata
Lineage: Eukaryota; Metazoa; Cnidaria; Anthozoa; Scleractinia; Pocilloporidae
Product: NACHT domain- and WD repeat-containing protein 1-like
Molecular function (GO): protein binding
Source: RefSeq, a predicted model, not a curated record